AUGAAGAAAUACAAUGUGUACCACCGAGUUGCUACCCCAUGCCACCUGAACACAAGUAGUCAAGUUGAAGUCUCGAAUAGAGAAUUGAAGAGGAUUUUGGAGAAAACGGUGAACGGAACAUACAAGGAUUGGUCCCUCAAGUUGGAUGAUGCCUUGUGGGCAUACCUUACGGCAUACAAGACGCCUCUUGGCGGCGUGGUAGAAAGAUUGCUUCAACAUAAUGAAUUGGACGAGUUUCGGUUCUCGACAUAUGAGAACGCCAAGCUCAAUAAGGAAAAAACAAAGCGAUGGCAUGAUGCACAUAUUACCCCUAAAGUCUUGGAAGCGGGAUGUUUUGUGCUUCUCUACAACUCAAGGCUCAAAAGAAAAUUUGGAAGUGUCAGUUUAAGUCAUGUAUCGAUCGAGAAGUUGACUAAACUGGACCUUCUCGAUCGAGACAUGAAGGCAUUUUUGGGCAGAAAAUUGGCUCAGGACCUUCUCGAUCAAGAAGAAAUUUUUUUUAGGCCUUCUUGA
This is a messenger RNA of Mercurialis annua (annual mercury), 513 nucleotides long. RefSeq lists its product as uncharacterized. The transcript is spliced from 3 exons. NCBI's taxonomy places the organism in Eukaryota, Viridiplantae, Streptophyta, Magnoliopsida, Malpighiales, Euphorbiaceae. Gene Ontology annotation, molecular function: nucleic acid binding. The coding region runs from base 1 to 513 and encodes 170 amino acids. The record is from RefSeq and is a predicted model, not a curated record.